AUGCCACCAAGGUUGACGGCGCCUCUAGAAAGAGAAGCAGCUGCACGGUUGAGAGAGGGAGAGGACGGAGGAGAGGAUGGAGGAGACGAGGCACGUGGAGAUGGGGAUAGAGGAGAGAGUGGAGCAGACGCAGCGUGUGUUGAAGAAGCAGUGAAAGCAGAAGAGGUGGCGAAUGCAGCAGGAAGCGUGGGAGCGGAGAGGAGGAGGAGGAAUAAGCCGGAAGAAGGCGGGUCGAUGGUGGUGACUCUGAGACUGAGAGGCGGUCGACAGGAGAGACAAGGUGCUGUUGCUCCUAGGAUUCAGAUUCUGCAGCAGCAGCCGCUGCAGCAGCAGGAGUGGCAGCAGCAGCAGCAGCAGCGGCAGGAGCGGCAGGAGCGACAGGCGCAAUGUGGGUUGCAGGAGCAGACGCAGCAAACAGAGCCUGGUUCGUUGUCUGGGGUGGACGUGUCAGGGCUCCAGGCGAUAGGGGCGAAGCGGAAGCGGGAAGGGAGGCGGAAGGGCCGCGGGGAGGAGGCGCAUGGGGAAUUUGAGCGCAGGGUUGAGGGGAGUGUUGAGGUGACAGUUGAGGGGUCAUGUCCAAGUGAGGCAGAAGGUAUGCGUGGGGAAGGGGAGGGGAAAGAGGGAGGGGGCGUUUGUGCUGGUAUUGCUCCUGCUGCCCCUCCUGCUGCCCCUCCUGUUGCCCCUCCUGCUGCCAAGCCUGCUGCCGCUCUCCCGUCCACUCUCCCAGACCCCUCCCUCCUUGGGGAUUCGCCAGCAGCCGCGGCAAGGAGAAGGCAGCAGCAGAGACGGCAGCAGCAGCUUCAGGAGGAGCGGUAUACUGUACUUGAAGCAGACUGUAACGAGGAUGAGAAGCUUUCUAGAAGCGCUGACGUCGGGACUAGGGCGGCUGAGGUUGGUAGGGACGGGAAAGCAGGUGCAAACCUUGAUGUGGGAGUUGAGUUGGAUGAAGGCGGGGGUGAUAGUUCAUUUGAAGGGGAACAAAGGCAGCAGAGGCAGCAUAGGAAGCAACGGGAGCAUAGGAAGCAGAGGGAGCAGCGGGAGCAGAGGGAGAUGGUGAUUCAUGAAGAGCAAAUGGGGGAUCCUUGGGAGUUGGAAGCGGGUGAAGGGACGCUCUUACCUGCAGGCAAUAGGGAGAAGCAGGGGCAGGAAGAGAAGCCGAAGCAUGCUCGCAAAAGGGAGAAAGAGGAGGGGGGGGAGAAAAGGGAGAGGAAAGAAAAGGGGAGGAAAAGGCGAGUUAGUGAAGAAGAUGUGAUAGGGCGGAAGCGAGGAAGGGGCAUGGAGGAGGCGUCGAUUGUGGUGAGAGGGAGGGCUGGAGGGGCAGCAGGAGAAGGGGUGGAGGAGGGAAGGGAGGCAAGAGAUGCAGAAGAGGCGAAGGGGGAGGCGAGAAUGACCAGGAGCAGGGCUGCCAGAGCAGAUGUGAGCUCUGGUAAUGGAGCAGGGACAGGGGCUGGGGCUGCGGCAGGUGUUGGGAUUGGAGCUGAGGCAGGGGUAGGGGCAGGAGCAAGGGGAGAAGAAGGAGCAGGUUUAGGAUCAUGGGAUGGGGAAGCUGAAAAGCCCCAUCCUUCUCGUGGUUUCUUCUCCCCGCCUCAUUCGUCCUCUGUGAACUCGGGGGGUUCAAGUGUUUGGUUGCUUGGGGACGAGGGCGAGAAAGGAGGAAGAGAGACACCGGUUGGGGAGAUUUCAGGGGGGGAAACAGGAGAUGGUGGUAAAGUCGCAAGAGUUGGAUUAGGAGGUGCUGCAAAGUCUGUUGCUUGGAUGAGCCAACACGGGCCUUUUGAAGCUGUGCCGAGGAAUGGUGGAGUAGUAGCAGUGGAAGGGGACGAGUGUGAUACAGCUGCGCUGCUCGUUAUAGUCACGGUGGUGCUGUGUGUGAGCACGUGGUAUGCAGCGGGCAAGAUGUACAGCGACUCCCUCGAUGACAUCGCCACACAGUUGAGGCAGAAGUCCCUGGUGCGAGCGCACCAGCAGUUAUUGCUCUACAUCGAUCUUGAUCGCAACGUGCUGCUCGCCUUCGCUUCUGCUACUCAUUCACUCUCCCCUCUCUUCCCCAACUCCCUUUCACCGCUCUCACCACCGUUCUCCACUGAUUCCCACCGCCUACCACCACUCUCCACCGCUCUGAACCCCUCCAACUGCGGCAGAAGUCCUUGGCUGCGGCAAAAGUCUCUAGUGCGGGUGCACCAGCAGUUCCUGCUCUACAUCAACCGUGAUCGCGACGUGCUGCUGGCCUUCGCCUCCGUGGUGGAGAACCUGCUGGCGCAGACCAACACGUCUGUCGUGGGGCUACGUUAUGCGCAGAAGCAGAUCGCCCCUCUGGCGUGGUCAUUCUUCCAGUCGUCCCUGCCGCGCCUCACGCUGCUGGGCUACUUCUCCCACUUCGGCUGCCUUGUGUCCUACUCCCAGACCGACCCUGUCACCCAGUCCUUCUCAGCCACUCCUGGUGGCGCCGUGUCGCAGGUCUACACAAAGAAUCUCACCGAUAUCACAGGCCAAUGGUACAUCCAGGCAGUUAACACCUCCACCGGAUCCGCCCUCCCCCAGUCUCCCCCUCGGAACUUCACGCCAGUGCCCAUCGGGUCCCCAACCGUCUACGACAGCGUUGCCAGCGGCCCCCCCGGCCUGCUGCUCUGGUCCUUCAAUGCCGUUCAGAACCUCUCUGGACCGCUCUUGCUCGCGUCUGUGGCCGUGAGGGGCGCGGAGCAGAGGAAAGCGAUUGGGCAGGAUGUUGGGGGGGAUGAGUGGUGGGAUGUGGGUGCGGGAGUGGGGGUGAAAGGGGUGGUGGGGAGUGCGGGGGGGAGUGGAGGAGGGAGUGGGAAAGGGAGGGGGUUGGGAGGGGCUGGAGGGACUACGAAGGUUGAUGCAACGGUUCAAGGAGGUGAUGCUUUGGGGAAUGGGGAUUGGGAUGGAAAUGGGGAUAGGGACACGGGUGGGGUUGCGGGUGGCGAUGGUGAGGCCAAUGGGUUGGUGGCUCGGGACUUAUUGUCGCUGCAAGAAACUCCCUUCCACCCCCAUUUCCACUUGCAUUCUCAACGACCUGCGCACCUCUCCUCAGCUGCUGCUGUGGCUGCUGCUGCCACUGCCACUGCCACUGCUUCUGCUUCUGCUACUGCUGCCAGUGCCGGGGCAGGCACAGACAACAGCGUCAUGUACAUCUGCAGCAGCGACGGGUUUUUGGUUGCCACCUCCACCAACGCCGCCACCACCGCCAUGGCUACCCCGUCUGCAAAUCCAGCUGCUCCUGCUUCCAGUGGGAUGAGCGGAGGAGGUGGGAGCGGCAACCAGAGCGGGUCGGGGCAGCAGCAGCAGGGGGCAGGACCGCCGCCGCUGCCGCCGGGGUUUGAAGGGCCGGGGGCCGGGCAGGCGAUGCCAGUGCUGGUGAACGCGACGCAGGUGUUGGAUGCGGUGAUUGCCGAUACGGCGCGGUACCUGGAGGCGCGGUUUGGGCUGCCGGCGCUGGUGGCGGGGAACUACUCGGUGGGGGGCGUGAUGGUGAACGGGGAGGAGUGCUUCGUGAGCACCAUGGCCCUCAGCUUCGACAAUCUCAACAUGUACCUUGCGAUCAUCAUGCCGCGCGCCUCCAUCACAGCAUCGAUAGAGUCAAAGCAGCGCAUCAUGGUCAUUGUCACCACGGCAGUCGCGCUGUGCCUGCUGCUCAUCGGCUGGGCCGUGGUGAUCUUUCUCACGCUCUACGUGGACACGCGCAUGCGCCCCAAGGAGGAGCUGCAGCGCCAGAUGGAGGAGACCCAGCGAGCCCAGGCUGCCUCAGAGGUCAAGAGCCAGUUCCUGGCCAACAUCUCCCAUGACCUCAGGACCCCUAUGGCCGGCAUCCUGGGUCUACUGGACAUCAUGCUGUGCGACCACCUCUCGUCAGAGCAGGAGGCCAAUCUGCGCCAGAUGAAGUCCUGCUGUGCCUCCCUCCUUGGACUCCUUAACAACCUGCUCGACCUUGCCAAGGUGGAGGCGGGCAAGAUGCAGCUGGAGGUGUUGGAGUUUGACAUAGUGGGCGAGCUCGAGUCGCUGGUCGACAUGUUCAGCGUGCAGGGGCUCAGCAACGGCACCGAAAUCGCCCUCGAUCUCUCUGACGACAUUGAUCGGAUGGUCAAGGGCGACCCGUCCAGGGUCAGACAGGUGUUUGCGAAUCUACUCAGCAACGCGUGCAAGUUCACCAAGAACGGCCAGGUGGUGGUGCGGGGGUGGGUGCGGGACAGGCCGCCGCCGCAGCUGGCCAAGCAAGACCUCUCCAUCCCGGGGGAGAAGGGAAACAGCAGGCGGCACAGCAGGUCCAAGAGCCGCGAUGUGGACAAUGCUGCAGCAGACAUAGGGGGGGCAGGAGUGGCGGGGGCGGGGGCGGGGGUGGGGGUGGGAGGGGGGGAGCAGGGCGGGGCUAAGGGGCGGCGCACGGUGGCGUUCAUGUUUGAGGUGGAUGACACGGGGCCAGGCAUUCCCGUGCACAAGCGGGAGUCCAUCUUUGAGAAUUUCCAGCAGGCUGAUGUUUCCACUGCCCGCACACACGGUGGCACAGGCAUUCCAGUGCACAACCGAGUUUCCAUCUUUGAAAACUUCCAACAGGCUUGUGGCACAGGGCUCGGUCUGGGAAUCGUGAACCUGAUGGGGGGGUCAAUAGCCGUGGUGGACAAGGAUGGGCAGGGGGCCCGGUUCCGCUUCGACAUGCGGUUCGAAGCGGUGGAGGGCGGUGGAGGGUGGCACAACAGCAUGCUUCAGCCAGAGCUGCUGCUGCCCAAGCUGACUGCCGUGGAGGGCGGGCAGGUGCUUCUAGCAAUGGAGGACGACAGUGCCGGCGCGGCCAUAGCCACGGCCUGGAUGGAGCGGCGCAAGCUCAAGGUCCUUCUCGCAAUGAAGGAGGACAGUGCAGGGGCGGCCAUAGCCACAGCCUGGAUGGAGCGGCGGAAGCUCAAGGUGUGGCGCGCGCACACGUGGCAGGAGAUCAUGCCAGCUGUCGCCUCCAUACUGAUCCAGAAGUCGGCCGCCUCGCAGCCCCCCCGCGCGUCGCGCUCCCUCGUGGGGUUCUCUGCUCCGCUCAUGCGCAGCUUCACUGCUCUGAGAGGGGGAGGAGGAGGGGAGAAGGGGGAGAAAGGGGAGAAGGGGGAAAAGGGGGAGAGGGGAGGGGAGAAGGGGGAGAGAGGGGGGAUUGCUGCCGCGGGUGGAGCGGUGGGGGGAGGAGGAGUGGGAGGUGGUAGUUUUGGCGCCGGGGGUGGUGGCAGCAGCAGCAAUGGUGGUGGUGGUGGAGGUGGUGGUGGUGUUGGGAGUGGUGCGGGUGGGUUCAGUCCGAUGGUGGAUAAAGCGAGGUCGGCUGUAGGCUGGCGCAGCCCCUCCCCUCGAUCCCACGACUCCUUACCAGUACCUGUAGCGCCAUCCCCCGCGGCUGUAGCAGCAGCUGUGGCAGCGGCUGUAGCAGCAGUGCCAGGCGGACCUGGGGGAGGGGGAGGGGAAGGGGGAGGGGGGACAGGUGGGACCUCCCCUAGACCUUUCACCCCUGAUCAGACCCCCCCUCUGUCAGGGCCUAUGCAGGCGCAGCUGGGGCAGGUGGUCUCUGAAUCAGGCGCACCUGGGCAGGGGCAGGGGCAGAGAGAGGUUUGGAACCGGCUUCCCUCGCCGUCCCAUCCUCUGGGCAACGGGCGCAUUCUGAGCAGCCCCGGGCGCUGCUUCGGCAGCCCUGCUGCUGCAAGCACUUGCGGCGACAGCGAGGAGGGGGAGGUUGGGGAUGGGGGAGCGGGGGAGGGGGCGGAAGGGGGGAAAGCAGGAGGGGGAGGAGGAGGGGGGUUGGCGGGAGGGAGGGCGAUGGGGAUGGUGAAGAGCCUUGGCAGCAGCAGCAGCAGGUUACUGGGGCGUGGUCUGAGCACCAAGUCCCGACGGUCCCUGGAGAAGCAGGGUAGCAGCCGUGGCUCGGACCAGGAUCCCUCCUUUUCCAGCCACGGCUCUGCCCCUACCACCACCACCCCUCCCGCUUCUGCUGAUGCUGCUGCCGCUGGUGCUGCUGCUGGUGCUGCUGCUGGUGCACUAGGCACGCCCCCCAAUGGUCUCGCAUCGCUGUCCUUUGAUGGGACGAUGGGCAGGGAGCAGCAGGGCCUGUUGAGUGGGCCGUUAGCUCAUGGGAGCAUCGGCUCCCGGUCGCUCGGAGCAGGGUUGCUUGGAGGGAGAGGGGGACCGGGGGGCGCGGGGUCGGACAAAGACGGCUCGAUUGCAGCUGCCGCCGCCGCCGCUGUUGCUGUCGUUGAAUCAGAAGGUGCUGGCACUGGUGGCGCUGGUGCUGGUGGUGUUGCUGCUGGUGCUGCUGCUCCCGCUGCUGCUGCUGCUGCUGCUGCUGCUGCUCCCGCUGCUGCUGCUGCUGCUGCUGCUCCCGCUGCUGCCACAGCUUCCCGUGGAUCCUUCCUCUCUGCCGCGUCCCCUUCCCGGGUCGUACCCGCCUCCCCAUCCCGGCUCAUCCCCGCCUCCCCUCCCUCAGCAGCAGCCCAAGCAUCCUCCUCCUCCUCUGCCUCCUCCUCAGCAGCCCGGCCGGCGUCGAAGCUGAUGCUGGCGGUGAUAGACGUGUCCAUCGUGCCGAGCGUGCAUCAAUUUAUUGCCGAGGAGCUUCAUAUAUUUCGGGCACGGCUGCAGCACCAGGGCUUCGUGAUCGCCUGGCUGGUGGAGCACAACACGUCCGCCGAUACUAGGCGCGCACUCAGAAGUCUACGCAAUGUCCCCUCUGCUGGCCUUGGCGAUCCCCUUAGUGGCCUUGGCGAUCCCCUUAGUGGCCUUGGCGAUCCUCUUAGUGGCCUUGGCGAUCCCCUUAGUGGCCUUGGCGAUCCCCUUAGUGGCCUUGGCGAUCCCCUUAGUGGCCUUGGCGAUCCCCUUAGUGGCCUUGGCGAUCCUCUUAGUGGCCUUGGCGAUCCCCUUAGUGGCCUUGGCGAUCCCCUUAGUGGCCUUGGCGAUCCCCUUAGUGGCCUUGGCGAUCCUCUUAGUGGCCUUGGCGAUCCUCUUAGUGCCUUCUUCUCUUCUUCUCUGCUGCCUCCUUCUUCUCUUCCCACCCUCACACCCUCUGUAUGCAGGUCGGGUGGUGCAGUGGUGUCCAAGCCCCUCUAUGCGUCGCGCAUGGUGCCUCUCCUCGCCCUCGCCACCGCCAGCUACAGCGUGCCGCGCAGCACUCAAGCUCUCAUGUCCCUCCCAUCCCUUCAUGUGCAGGUCGGGCUGUGCGGUGGCGUCCAAGCCCCUCUAUGCAUUGCGCAUGGCCCCUCUUAUCCCCCUUCCCUCCCCCCCUUCUCCUCUCAACACCCUCUGUAUGCAUGCAGGUCGGGGUGUGCAGUGGCGUCCAAGCCCCUCUAUGCGUCGCGCAUGGCCCCUCUCCUCGCCCUGGCAACGGCCAGGAACAGUGUUCCGCACUCGAGCUCGCAAAUUGACAUGCCGCGCGCGUUUGGAGGGAGGGGCGGGCGAGGGGCAGAUGGGGGAGGCGAAGGGGGUGGUUCACAGUGGCACCAUGGCGAGGGGAACGAGCAGACGUGGGGGCUGUCAGCACCAGCAGAGGAGGACGAGUCAGCCGACUCACCAGCAGCCGCUGCUGGUGGUGCUGCUGCCGCUCACUCUCACUCUCCUCCAUCUCUCCCUUUCUUCCCUUCCCCCCUUCCCCUCCCCCCCAACCAGGCGUGGGGCCUGCCAGCGCCAGCAGAGGAGGACGAAUCCGCCGACUCCCCAGCAGCCUCGUCCACAGCGCUGCCGUUCUCUCUCACUCUCCUUCCUCACUCCGUCCACCCACCCCCUCCCCUGACCAGGCCGCCAGCAGAGGAGGACGAAUCCGCCGACUCCCCAGCAGCCUCGUCCACCGCUCUGCGCAACACAGCUGCCGUCUCCGUCCCCUUCUCCCCCUGCCCUCGCCCCUCCGCCUCCAACCCCACUACCGCCACCGCUGCUGGUUCUGCCGCAGCUGGUUCUGCCGCUGCUGGUUCUGCCGCUGCUGGCGCUGCUGCUGGUGCUGCUGGGGGAGCGGCUAUGUCUAGGUACCCCCCUCCCUCUGGCCGGGGACCCCCCAUUCCCUCCCCACACGCCGCUGCUGUUGCCUCCCCUCACGGCCUACCUUCUGGCCGGCCCCCGAUUCCCUCGGCGGCAAGUGCGGAAGGCCCCUGCCCGGCCCUAAGUGACGGUGCUGCUGCUGCUGGUGGUGCUGGUGCUGGCUCUCCUGCCCAGGGAGGAGCAGCAGGGGCAGCAGGGGGGGUGUUGGAGUCGUCUCCUAGGUCGCGGUCAGGCAGGAUGCGGCCGGUCAACAGCGGGCUCAAGAAAGGGGUCAGUGCCUCAUCCCUCCCCCCCCGUCCCUUCUUUUAUCUUGUUUCCUUUCUUUUGGGUUGUUGGGCGUCCUUCUCAGAGGGUUCGUUUGACAACGCGCUGGCAGGCAAGCGUGUGCUGAUUGCUGAAGACACGGCUCUGCUGAGGAAGGUUGCCAUAAUUCGAAUGCAGAAGCUGGGCUGUGAAGUGGAGGCCGUGUGUGACGGGCAGCAAGCAGUGGAUGCGGUGUUGGCCACCUACGCCAGCAACACGGGGCGGUUCGAUGCGGUGCUCAUGGAUUGCCAGAUGCCGGUGCUGGACGGGUACGGGGCCACAGCAGCCAUCAGAGCAGGGGAGGCGGGGACGCCUUUCCACACGCCCAUAGUGGCCCUCACAGCCCACGCCAUGACCAGCGACCACCGCAAAUGCCUUGACGCAGGCAUGGAUGCUUACCUCACGAAGCCUAUUGAUCCUGCACUCAUGUCCCGCACACUCCUAGGCCUCAUGGCAAAGCACCCUGUCGCUGCUGCUGCUCCUCCUCGUCCUGCUACUGCUGACUCCUGA
Molecule: messenger RNA, 8814 nt
Organism: Closterium sp. NIES-65
Lineage: Eukaryota; Viridiplantae; Streptophyta; Zygnematophyceae; Desmidiales; Closteriaceae
Source: the annotation of a GenBank genome assembly